Messenger RNA from Moneuplotes crassus, 1719 nucleotides. NCBI's taxonomy places the organism in Eukaryota, Ciliophora, Spirotrichea, Euplotida, Euplotidae. The record is from the annotation of a GenBank genome assembly.
AUGGAGAUCGACGCAUUAAGACUCUUCCAAGAAGGCAUAGCCAAUGACGAUAUUGAAGUCAAGGUCCAGACAGUCAAGAAACUCAGUCUCGUCAUGAAAGCUAUAGGUGAAGAAAGGGUCCACGAUGAGCUAGUUCCCUAUCUUACCGACUUACUUGAAAUAGAAGAUGAUGAGAUCCUCUAUGUCCUUGCUGAACAGAUCGGUAAUGCAUGGACCCAUGUCUCAGAUAAGCUCACUUUUCUGCCCAUACUUAAAAUACUCGCCAAAGUUGAUGAAACUAUUGUAAGAGAAGAAGCUGCUAAAACUAUGGAAUCUAUAGAAUCAUCACUGAGCUCCAAACAUGUGCAGACCACCUUUGUCCCUCUAGUAAUGGAGCUGAUCAGUCAAGAGUGGUUCACAGGGAGACUGACUUCUUCCCUCCUGAUCCCAACUGCUUAUCCAAAGGCUACCAACAAGCAGAAGGAAAAACUCAGACUUUUCUAUCAUAGACUAUGACAUGAUGAGAUGCCAAUGGUAAGAAAGGCAGCUGCUAGCAACAUUGGAAAGUUUGCCAAAAAUGUUGAAGACGAGAUCCUCGAGGGAGAGAUCAUUCCAAAUUAUGCUGAACUUACUCAAGACGAGCAUGACAACAUCAAGCUGGCUGCUACCGAAAAGAUUCAUGAAUUUAUUGAGUUAGCACCCUCGUCUAAAAUACUUUUAAAAGUCACAAAAGAAGCUAUAUCCGAUAAAUCUUGGAAGAUCAGACACUGUAUUGCUAAGCAGAUUAACCAGAUUAUCAAGGGAUUUGGUAAGAAAAUCGCUUCAAACCACAUCCUUGACGAUCUGACAACCCUUCUCAAGGACCAGGAGGGAGAGGUUCGCCAAGAAGCAGUGCAUAGCUUUACAAAAUGCUUAAAUUUACUCGACAAGAAGAAGCUUGAGUUAUACCUCCUCCCAACUCUUAAAGAGACCUAUAAAGAUGAUUAUGCCAAUUACAAGGAAGGGGUCGCUCAAUCCCUCUGUGAAGUAUGCUCCCUCCUUGAUGACGAUGAGAUCAAUGCGAGUAUUACACCCAUCUUGAUUGAGAUGCUCAAGGAUGAUAGCUCCAUUGUUAAAAUAACAGUACUUGAAGGCCUUGUAAAAAUGUCUGAGCAUCUCGGAGUAAAGAUCUUCGACCAGACCCUAAUCGACUGAUUCAAAAAUACCAUCAAAGAGUCAGCCUGGAGAGUCAGAAUGAGUGUCUACGACCUCAUCGGAGAAAUAGGCCUGAUCCUUGGUCGACAAGACUUCAGUGAAACUCUUGAAGACAUCUUCCUCUCCUACUUCUCUGACAAAGCUGCUGCAAUUAGAGAAAAAGGGAUUGAAAAAUCUAUACAACUUGCUGAGAAGUUUGGCUCAGAAUGGGUAUCAGAAAAGCUUUUGUUAAAAGCCUUUGAAAAUUAUCAUAACGAAGAACAAGGAUAUCUCUAUAGAAUGUGCUCAUUGAUGACCUUUGAAGCUGUGAUAAAGUACAUCAGUGACUCAGACUUUCAAACCAAAUUUGUCCCUCUGUUAGUUAAAGCAAGCCAAGAAACAGUUCCAAACAUGAGAUUCUGCUGAGCAAGAGCUCUAUUCAAUAUUAGAAGAGCUAUAGACACCAGUCUAUAUGCUGAUGAACUAAAAGAAAUAGUGACAAGACUCCGAGACGACUCUGACCAUGAUGUUAAAUACUGGAUUAAAAAGGUGAGCCAAGGAUACUAA